UCGACGCGAGUGUUGGUGUUAAAACCUCGUAUCAUAGUUUUUUUUAAACUUUACAAUGUUUAUUCUUGUAUUAAGUGCUUAAAUAUUUUGAUGGAACUUUAUCGUGAGUGUAAGUUUUAAAUGCUUUGGAAAUGUCGAAGAAUAAGAUCGCCGCUCGUAUUGACAGUCAAAGUGUGGAAGUAAAGACCAAGUUUGACGCAGAAUUCAGACGAUUCUCCUUAAACAAAUCAGAAAAACUGAAAUAUGAGGACUUUAAAGCAUUAAUAGAAAAAUUACAUGGGCUUCAUGAUGUGACCUUUUUAAUCAGCUAUACCGAUCCUCGGGAUGGUGACCUUCUACCAAUCAAUAAUGAUGAUAAUUUGGCUCGGGCGUUACUUACAGCAAGGCCCUUGUUAAGGGUUAUAAUUCAAAGAAAAGGUGACAGUCUAGAAGAACUAAAUGGCUAUGGAACGAUGCGACCUAGGAAUAUAAUCUCGUCGAUACUGAGUGGAACACCAGCCAAGAACAAGGGUCUCGCUAUAUCCAACCCACAUGACUUUAGAAUGGUAUCAGCAAUUAUUGAUGUAGAUAUAGUACCAGAAACAUGUAGAAGGGUGAAGCUGCUCAAACAUGGAUCAGAUAGACCGCUUGGGUUUUUUAUAAGAGAUGGAACCUCGGUCCGUGUGACGCCAAAUGGCGUGGAACGGUCCCCGGGCAUCUUCAUCUCCAGACUGGUGCCUGGGGGACUGGCUGAGUCCACUGGCCUACUGGGAGUCAACGAUGAAGUGUUAGAGGUCAACGGAAUUGACGUUUCUAAUAAGACCUUGGACCAGGUGACAGACAUGAUGGUAGCGAAUUCUUCGAAUCUAAUAAUAACGGUUCGUCCAGCGAACCAACGAGCGGGCCUACCGGUCGUUGAAGCCAGUCGUAACUCACAACCUUCGAGCGAGCCCGACGAAGAUAGAUUCGACCAAGAAGACCAAGACGAGAUUGUAGACCUUACGGCUGUGACCCUGCAGGACCAAGAACACACUUACCAGCCUCUGGCUAAGGAUGAUGGCCAGAUACUUCAUCUCUAGUACAUACUUCAGAGGUUUCGGAUAAUGAAAAGUGAGGGUAGUCCUGCGUAUACGCUAAAAUGAGGGUAGUACUAAAUGAGAUGAAAUUAGUUAUAAGGCAUAGUAAAGCAAUUUUUUGUGACUUUUUGUGAUUAUGAAACCUUGUCAGCCGUAUUGUUAACAGAUAUCGUCCAGGUAACCCUAAGGAAACUCUAAACUCUCUUUUAAACGGAGAUAAGCAUGAAUAACAAUUAUUGGUUUAAAAUAAAUAUAUAAUUAAUUAAAAUAUCCUUUUUGAGGUAUAGUAUAUGUUAUAAAGCGCUUAUGUAGAUGAUAUUUUUAAAAAAAUCAAUAAAAUUGAAAAGUUUUGUACGAAAUUAUCAAAGUCAAAAGUCAAUUCAAAUUAUACCAAAUCAGUAAGAGUCUCACUUUGUGGAACCAGCUGCCAACUGAAGUAUUUCUGAACCAAUUCGACUUAGGGUCCUUCAAGAAAAGAGCGUACAAAUUUUUAAAAGGCCGGCAACGCACUCGCGAGCCCUCUGGCAUUGAGAGUGUCCAUGGGCGGCGGUAUCCCUCCUGCCCGUUUGCCCCCUAUUUUAUUUAAAAAAAAGAAGUAUUCAGUUCCACUUAGGGUCAUUCAAGAAACGAGCGUACCAAUUGUUAAAAGGCCGGCAACGCACUCGCGAGCCCUCUGGCAUUGAGAGUGUCCAUGGGCGGCGGUAUCCCUCCUGCCCGUUUGCCCCCUAUUUUAUUUAAAAAAAAGAAGUAUUCAGUUCCACUUAGGGUCAUUCAAGAAACGAGCGUACCAAUUGUUAAAAGGCCGGCAACGCACUCGCGAGCCCUCUGGCAUUGAGAGUGUCCAUGGGCGGCGGUAUCCCUUCUGCCCGUUUGCCCCCUAUUUUAUUUAAAAAAAAAGAAGUAUUCAGUUCCACUUAGGGUCAUUCAAGAAACGAGCGUACCAAUUCUUAAAAGGCCGGCAGAGCGCUUGCAAGCCUUCUGGCAGUACGAGUGUCCCACUUACUCAUGUUUUCCAGUACUGACUCCAGAAAUAUUUCAUGAAAUAAUUUGCUUAAAUAAUCUUAAUUGCUGUGCUAUACCUUAUUCCGUAUUUUUUGUCGAUUUUAGGAUGAAUUGUGUGACACGUUUUUAGCGUAUUUGGACUUCCGUCGAACUCGUAUCUGUGACUACGUUAAUACCUUAAAAACAGUUAAAUAUUGAUUUGUGGAUAUAUGCAGUACUAUCACAAUGUAACUGUUGUCGGUUCAAUUGAUUAACAUUUGGAAAUAUUUUAACUUUUAUCAAAUCGUGGGCUUUUUCGGUAAAGGAAAUUGUAUUUAUUAUAUUACAUUGUUAUCUCGGUACUGCAACAUUCCUAGUGUAUCAUCAUCGCAUUUAUCAUUGGUUAUAGCUUUGUUAGAAAUAAAAAGUUCCUUCGACGGCCUUAACGUAUUGAUAAAAUUGGUCAUAAUUUGAGGUAUUAGUCUUCAUAGACAAUAAUUUUCAUUGAUGUCGUCAAGCAUUCCAUUACUUUAAUAGUUUUCCAGCAUUCCAUAUGUUCUCACCCCGCGAUCGAUACUUGGAGAAAGUAUGACUCGUUUGUCGAAUCCUACUUUUGACGUAAAGGUCAUACUUAGCUCUGACCGACUCGGAAGGACCAUUUAGAAACGUAUUGUACUUAAGUAUUGUAUUAUACAGACAAUGAUGCUUUAGACUAAGACUUCACUUCCUAUGGAAGGUGCUAACGUUCAUGUUUUCGAGUUUAAAAUUAUAAAAAAGUAAGAAUUUAUAGUAUUCGUUAAUUUAUUAAUCAUUAUAGUUUUGCGAAUUUGUUAAUAACAUUCCAUUUAAGGUUAGUAGUGCCUUGAAUCUCUUUACUGUUGCCAAUCGAUUUGCUCGAAAUGUUUCGUCAUUGUCGAAGACAGUGUAUAGUCGGUGGCCUAAUAUUGUGCCUUGUGAGACUCCUUAGCAAUAAUUUAUAUGAAACAUUUUUACAACUAUAUAUCACAUAUUCUUAGUUGUUUUAUACAAAUUUAGAUGUAAGAGGAUUUUAAUCGCGUUAUUAAUCCAAAUAUAAGCGUGAACUGGAAGGGUUUACGACAAUUUGUCAAUGAUGCUUUUAUAUUAAGUUACUCUUGUCGUCUUAGUUUAGUUUAGAUCAAAGCAUUUUAGUUUAGAGCUUAUUUUAGUUAUCACUAUAUACUCCUAAGAAUUUAAUGGUAACGCCACAUAUCAGUAAGAAUCGGAAAAGCAAUCGUUCAAGUGCUUACGUCAAUUAAAAUUCUUCUCAUACUUUAACAGACACGUAAAUGUCAAAUGUCAAAUCUUUACGAUCCAGAUGUUGACGUUUACAUUUAUGUGAAUAAAUAACAGUUAAAUAAGGAGAAUCGAUGAAUACAUUCCAUAAACGUUUCGUUAUAAAAACGCACAGUUUUCAGAAACAUGUGCAAAGCUUUUGUAUUCGUGAUUUUGUAAUUUUGUAGUUUUUUUUUUUUCAAGUAUUGUUUAUAAGUAUUAGAUGCAUCGUUACUGUGUUAAGGGCCUACAACUAUUUUAAUAUUAACCGACAUUAUAUCACAAUAGGAUCGCGUUUAUAAGACUUAAAAUUUGUUUAACGCACGUUAAGCUUUUAUUAAAUAAUAAAAAAAAACAUUAAGAUCCGAAUUCCAAUAAUUACAGCGAUCAAAAACCGAGGUUAACAAAUGGUGAUAUUUUUGCAAUUUCGAUGUAACUAUAUAUCCUACCUUGGGAGACAAAAACUCAACAUUAAAGUCUGUAUUAAAAAACAAAGCUAUUUUUGCUGGAAAUAAAUAUACAAACAAUAACAACUUAUAAAAAUAUAGUUAAGAAAAAUAUAAAAAAAUGUCGAAGAAUGGUGUUUUGAGGUCAAAGAUGAUAUUCAAAAUCAAAAGUUUUUAUUUCAAAUAGGCCUUUGCAGGCUCUUAUGAAACGUCUAGUUGCACGGUUCCAAAAAGUGGGUCUCAUGGAGAAGAACCGGCAAGAAACUCCAUGGACACUCUUUUCAACAAUGGCUUAAGGAUAUGGAUAUUCGGCUGUAUUGUCUAUGAAAAAAUCUUAAAAUAGUUGUUGUCCUUAAAAUUCAUUUAUUGUCUUCUGAAUACAUGAAAUCCGGAGAAAACGUCAAGCAUUUAUGCUAAUUAAAUCAGUAUUUAUUGUAUUAUCUGGAUGUACUUAAAAUUGAAAUUUUACAGUGGUUUUUAAUUGGCUCAAUAUAUUGGUCAAAAUAUAAGGAUGAAUUAUAUUGUUUACUAGAUAUAUUUACACCUUAAUUUACUUGCGUUGUAUGUAAUUAAAUAUUCUUAUUGAG
Messenger RNA from Pieris brassicae (large cabbage white), 4362 nucleotides. RefSeq names its product partitioning defective protein 6 (gene par-6). Gene Ontology annotation, molecular function: protein binding. The coding region runs from base 132 to 1058 and encodes 308 amino acids. Lineage: Eukaryota; Metazoa; Arthropoda; Insecta; Lepidoptera; Pieridae. The transcript is spliced from 7 exons. The record is from RefSeq and is a predicted model, not a curated record. Gene Ontology annotation, biological process: centrosome cycle.